Molecule: messenger RNA, 666 nt
Organism: Phoenix dactylifera (date palm)
Lineage: Eukaryota; Viridiplantae; Streptophyta; Magnoliopsida; Arecales; Arecaceae
Source: RefSeq, a predicted model, not a curated record
AUGGAUGACGACCGGAGACCACCCUCCCCGGAGCCCAGCGAGCGGUCAGUUUCCCCGGAUACUCCACGGUCUGCAGCAGGUCAGGCAGGCCUAGCCGGAGUGUAUCAGCUUAUGGCGCAAGUGCUGCAACAGCAGCAGAUGAUGCAGUUGGCCGCUAUGCCAUCAGCAGACUCCUGCUAUGAGAGGUUCCGCCGACUGAACCCCCCGACCUUUGAGGGUGGGUCUGACCCUAUGGCGGCUGAAACAUGGAUCCGGGAGAUAGAAAAGAUGUUCCGAGCCCUCCACUUUCCUGAUGAGGUGACAGUCCGGCUGGCGACCUCUAUGCUGACAGGAAACGCCGAAUACUGGUGGACGGCCAUGGAGACGGCUUAUGCCGUUGACAGACUCACCUGGAGGGACUUUAAGAGGAUGUUUUACAAUCAAUACUUUCCGGACUCAGUGCACCUGGCGAAGCAGAAUGAGUUUUUGACACUAACCCAGACUGACCAGAUGUCCGUUCUGGAGUACGCCAAUAAAUUUAACGAACUGGGACGAUUUUGCCCCCAGUUCAUGGAGGAUGAGAGAAGUAAGGUGAACCGGUUUGAGCAGGGAUUGAGGUACGGGAUUCGGUCCGAAUAUCCUCCCAUUUAUUCUCAAGCUACAAAGAUGUACUGGACCGAGCCUUGA